GAUGCAACACUAUCCACUUUCAAGUUUCUACGGCGUUCCCCCCUCACUUGCAUAUUCCCAAUACUCCUACUUGAACUUCGAUCAUAUACAACCGCCGAAUCUACAGACUAAUUAUAAUGAAAGAACACCACAGGAUGUUAACUAUCAGCCACCUAUUUGGAAUGUUCAAUCUGAACAAAGCGUCUCUCCAACUUUCUCGGCAGCUUCAGAUGCUGAUGCAGCAACUUCUAACUCUAUUAAUGUAACAUCAGGUGGUCGAGUAAGAAAAAGGCCGUUGGAGUCUGGAAAACCUCCAUACAGCUAUAUCGCUCUUAUCUGCAUGGCGAUUAGUAAUACUCCUAAUAGGUGUGCGACAUUACGAGAAAUCAUCGAGUUUAUUGAAACAAAGUUUCCCUUCUAUAAACGAAAUACACGAUGGCAUGGAUCAAUUCGACACAAUCUUACACUCAACGAUUGUUUCGUUAAACUUGCAAGACGCCCAGGUGAUAAAGGACAUCCCUGGUCAAUAGAUCCACAAUUCGAAGAUAUGUUCGAUAAUGGAAGUCUAUUAAGAAGAAGGUAUCGAUUUAAAGAGGGAAGUGCCGCCCAAAAAAAGUUUGAGAAGAGAAAAGAGAAGCAAAACGUGCCCAAGGACUGUAUAUCAACCCAAUAUUCGUCACACUUAAAUGUCGAUGGAAAUUUUUAA
Messenger RNA from Dimorphilus gyrociliatus, 685 nucleotides. Lineage: Eukaryota; Metazoa; Annelida; Polychaeta; Dinophilidae. The record is from the annotation of a GenBank genome assembly.